This is a messenger RNA of Salmo salar (Atlantic salmon), 773 nucleotides long. NCBI's taxonomy places the organism in Eukaryota, Metazoa, Chordata, Actinopteri, Salmoniformes, Salmonidae. The record is from RefSeq and is a predicted model, not a curated record.
UAUUACUCAUGACUAUUCAUUUCCCUCCAUCAGGACAGGCCCCUCCAGCAGCAGCUCCAUCAGCUGCAAACACAAACAGCAUCAUCUUCAGUCCAGAAGAAAUAACAGCACAGACUGGCCUAUGUGCUGUUAUUUCAUGUACUUUCAAUCACCUUGAUAGCGUCAAGCCGAACGCAGCAGUAUGGUACAAAUACCCUGCAAAUGGCAAACGUGAAAAGGAUAAUCAUAUCAUUUUCCAAUCCAAAAAUCCCUCUGAAGCUCAGGAGGGUUAUAAACAUAGAGUGUCUCUACUGGGGACAGACCUGACAAAGGGGAACUGUAGUGUGAUCAUCAACGACAUCAGAGAGAAUGAUGCUGGACAGUAUCAAUUCAGAAUGAUAGGAGGACCAUUUACAGACCCACAGAAAAUCACAGUAACAGCUCUGACCCAGGAGCCCUCUGUGUUGACUCCUCCUCUGACAGAGGGAGAACCAGCUACUCUGACCUGCACUGCCCCAGGGAUCUGCUCUGGAACUCCUCCUAACAUCACAUGGACAUGGAGAGGGGCAGGAGACAACAUCACUGAGCUCAGAGACAACACCACUAUACAAAAGAGAGAGGAUCUGACCAGCGUCACAACAACCCACUUCUCAACUUUGACCUUUACCCGUUCAGCUAAGCAUCACGGCACCAAGGUCACGUGUCUGGUGACCUUCAACGGCAGCGUCACCACCAAGAAGACACUGAAAUUGAAUGUGACACGUUUUGGCCAUGACUGUACAUGCUUUGAUUGA